Messenger RNA from Sphenostylis stenocarpa, 1344 nucleotides. Lineage: Eukaryota; Viridiplantae; Streptophyta; Magnoliopsida; Fabales; Fabaceae. The record is from the annotation of a GenBank genome assembly.
AUGUCGGGGUGUUUUGCUUGUUCCACAGUUCGGGUGGUACCAGAUAAAAAGGAAGAGAAAAUGAGGAUGAGGAACAAAUACAGAAAACCUACGGCUUUACGUUGCAAUGCAGGGAGCAGAUUUUCAACGUCUGUUGUGGUAUUGAGCUUGUUAGGAUGCUUGUUUUUGCUUCAUUUAUAUACCUAUCUUCAUCACACAGAUAGAAAUGGGGAAGAGUCUCAAUUGCGCUGGAACCAUCAUCCCCAAUUCGGUGAACUUCAAGAAGUUGAAGAGGAGGACAUUCAAAUCCCACCACCAAGGGGAAAGAGGUCCCCUCGAGCAGCAAAACGCAGACCUAAACGGACAACCACAUUAAUUGAUGAAUUCUUGGACGAAAGUUCCCAACUGAGACACGUGUUUUUUCCUGGUCGUAAAAAAGCUAUAGAUCCAAUACAGACUGCUGCAAAUGAAAAUGGGCCUACCUACCAAAUUCACAAGAAAGGAGCUGCUCGGGUGGACAUUAUUGGAGUUGGUUGCUAUUCUUCGAAGGAUUUGUGGACCUGGAAACAUGAGGGGAUUGUGUUGGCAGCAGAGGAAACAAAUGAAACCCAUGAUCUGCACACGUCUAAUGUGCUUGAGAGGCCAAAAGUUAUUUACAAUGAGAGGACAGGAAAGUAUGUGAUGUGGAUGCAUAUUGAUGAUGCCAACUAUACCAAAGCAGCUGUUGGAGUAGCAAUGAGUGACACACCUGAUGGGCCAUUUGAUUAUCUUGGUAGCCAAAGACCCCAUGGAUAUGAAAGCAGGGAUAUGACAGUUUUCAAAGACGAAGAUGGCAUGGCAUAUCUAAUCUACUCCUCCGAAGACAACAGUGAACUGCACAUUGGACCCCUUACCGAAGAUUAUCUCAACGUGACAUCUGUCAUGAGAAGGAUUCUUGUGGGACAACACAGAGAAGCUCCAGCUCUGUUCAAGCAUGAGGGCACAUAUUACAUGAUCACGUCAGGCUGCACAGGAUGGGCCCCAAAUGAAGCACUGGCUCAUGCAGCCGAGUCCAUCUUGGGGCCUUGGGAAACAAUUGGAAAUCCAUGCAUUGGAGGAAACAAAAUGUUUAGGCUUACAACCUUCUUUGCUCAGAGCACUUUUGUGCUUCCUCUACCUGGCUUCCCUGGUGCAUUUAUUUUCAUGGCAGAUAGGUGGAAUCCGGCGGACCUGAGAGACUCCAGAUAUGUAUGGUUGCCUAUGAUAGUGGCAGGACCUGUUGAUCAGCCUCUGGAGUACAGUUUUGAAUUCCCUCUGUGGUCAAGAGUGUCUAUCUAUUGGCACAGAAAAUGGAGACUGCCUCAUGGCUGGAGCAGCUUCAAAUAA